Messenger RNA from Rangifer tarandus platyrhynchus (Svalbard reindeer), 879 nucleotides. Lineage: Eukaryota; Metazoa; Chordata; Mammalia; Artiodactyla; Cervidae. The record is from the annotation of a GenBank genome assembly.
AUGAGCGACGGAGCUGGGGCUUCGGAGUCAGGCAGCGACCAGGAUGGCCUCCGGGUGCAGCCCAGGGGUGCUCAGAGCAAGGCUCGGAGCAGGACAACCAAGCCUAGCCUCCCCCCUAGGGGACAGGCGACGCUGCCCGCCUCCCCCCCGCCCUGCUCCUCCUCUGUCGGUCACCGCGGACACACAGGAGCAGCAGAGCCAGCAGCAGUGGCCAGCGAGGUGGGCUGGCUCAGCUCUGGCUUGCAGGGGGUGCCAGACCGAAGCCCAGGGCUCCAGCUGGGAUUCUGGAACAAGACCGAGUGUCAUCAGCUCUUUUCUGAAGGCAAAAGCGUCCGGAUGAGGGGCAUCCUCACCGCCGCCCUGGAGCAGACGGACAGACAGUGUCAGCUGUGGGCCCCCUGCUUCAGAGCCCCCUGCACUCAGCGCUCAGCCUGGUCCUCUGCCGUGAAAGCGGCCGCUCCUCCAGACGCAGCCUGGCACCUUUCCUGGCCCUCUGGACAGAAACAGCCUGAUGCCAGCCAGCUCCACAGGCCUCGCACCUGUGCCAGUGCCCGCCCAGCUUCAUCCGAGCUGCGGGGGCUCGUCUCUGUGAUGGAAAACUCGGAGAAACAGGGGAGGCAGUCUCCAAACUCUAAGUGGGGAGCCACCAGCAUGCACAAGGCAGGAAGGCUCUGCCCCAGAGCAUCCGAGGGGCUGCUGUCUGGCAUCCCAGUGUGUGCGGCCACCUUCCUGGAGCUGCAGUCAGUGGACAAUGAAAACAAGGAAGAGCGGGGCACACGCAGAGGGACCACGAUGACUUGGGAGGUGGGGGGACAUCUUCCAGCUGCUUACUUGAGUGACAGUAAUGAUGACGACAUUGAGGAAGCAAGGCUGCUCUGA